This is a messenger RNA of Galdieria sulphuraria, 2354 nucleotides long. RefSeq names its product elongation factor EF-G. The record is from RefSeq and is a predicted model, not a curated record. Lineage: Eukaryota; Rhodophyta; Bangiophyceae; Galdieriales; Galdieriaceae. Gene Ontology annotation, molecular function: GTPase activity; GTP binding; translation elongation factor activity. Bases 65 to 2332 code for a protein of 755 amino acids. The transcript is spliced from 10 exons. Gene Ontology annotation, biological process: translational elongation.
UUCUUCAAAUUCUCAGCGCAGGUUGGAGUUUUCAUUGACCGGAACCAAUUGCCAACUUACUUACAUGUGCAGUACACGAAUUGUGAAGGUUCUUUCGGCUCCUUUAUGGUCCAGGUUAUUCUUGAGACGCCAAAAAUAUGUUUGGUAUUCGUUUAAUAAACGUUAUUCUAGAGAACUUUCUUCGCUUUCCGCGGAGGGAGCAGAAAAUAGUAAUCUGGAAAGAGAUAUCAACAAGCUGCGAAACGUCGGCAUUUCUGCGCAUAUUGACUCCGGGAAAACAACGCUCACAGAGAGAGUUUUGUUUUAUAGCGGAAGAAUAAGGGAAAUACACGAAGUUAAAGGGAAAGACGGUAAGGGUGCCACCAUGGACUUUAUGGAGCUCGAAAGAGAAAGAGGAAUAACUAUUCAAAGUGCUGCAACAUCUUGCUUCUGGGCAAAUCAUCCCAUCAAUAUAAUCGACACCCCUGGUCACGUCGACUUUACUAUCGAAGUUGAGCGAGCACUUCGAGUGUUGGAUGGUGCUGUGCUAGUUUUAUGUGCAGUUGGUGGUGUACAGAGUCAAAGCUUAACUGUUAGUAGACAAAUGAACCGAUACAAAGUGCCAAGGAUAGCCUUCAUAAACAAGUUAGAUAGACAAGGAGCGAAUCCUUUUCGUGUUGUACAGCAACUCCGAGACAAACUUCACAAGUGGGCUGCUCCGUUAGUUAUUCCAAUUGGUCUUGAAGAAGAGCUCAAAGGGGUCGUUGAUAUUAUACGACGAGAAGCCUUAUAUUUUGAAGGACGAUUUGGAGAACAAGUUGUUAGGAAACAAGUUCCGGAAGCUUUGGUUCAUGAUGUAGAGAAAUAUCGAAAGAGUCUUGUUGAGAUGAUAGCAGAACUAGAUGAGUAUAUCGCUGAUAAAUUUCUUUCAGAACAAGAGAUUUCUGAAGAAGAGUUGACAGGAGCUAUUCGGAAAGUUACUGUCAAUUUACAGUUUAUUCCUGUCUUUAUGGGGAGCGCUUUGAAGAAUUGCGGAGUUCAGCCUCUUUUGGAUGGAGUCGUUCAGUACUUACCGAAUCCAAAGGAAAAGGAGAACAUAGCCCUUCGCCUUGUGAGAAAGGAAGUAGAUGGCGAAAUGAAACAAUUAGAAGAACCUGUUGUAUUAAGUCCUUCAGCCGAUGAAAAACUCGUUUGUUUGGCAUUUAAACUAGAGGAUGGACGAUAUGGACAGCUUACUUAUCUUCGGUUGUAUCAAGGCACUUUAAAGAGGGGAGACUACAUUUUCAAUUCUCGUACGAGUAAAAAAGUGAAGGUGCCAAGGUUGGUUCGAAUGCAUGCGGACGAAAUGGAAGAGAUUUCAGAGGCUGUUGCUGGAGAUAUUUGUGCGGUAUUUGGUGUAGAAUGUGCUAGUGGAGAUACAUUCACUGAUGGAAAGGAUACGUUUUCUAUGGAGUCCGUGUUUAUUCCAGAGCCAGUCAUGAGUUUGGCAGUAAAACCCAAAUCUCGAGAAACUUCCAACAACUUUACCAAGGCACUAGCUCGCUUUAUGAGAGAAGAUCCUACUUUUCACUUUUUCAACGAUUCAGAAACUAAGCAGCUGAUCAUCAGUGGGAUGGGAGAACUGCACUUGCAAGUUUAUUUGGAACGAAUGAAACGCGAGUAUGGAGUGGAAUGUGAAGCUGGACAGCCUCAGGUUAAUUUCCGUGAAACUGUGACAAAACGUACGAAGUUUGAUUAUUUACAUAAGAAGCAGACUGGCGGUGCUGGUCAAUAUGGUGGAGUUAUUGGUUAUAUUGAGCCCUCAGACGAUUCACUGAAUAACGAGUUUGUCAAUCGUGUAGUUGGUAAUGCUAUUCCUCCAAACCUGAUUCCAGCUGUUGAAGCUGGCUUUCGUGAAGCUUGUGAGAGAGGUUCGUUGACUGGCCAUCGAGUACAAGGUGUUCGUAUGGUAUUGGAAGAUGGAAAGAGUCACUCCGUUGACAGCAGUGAACUGGCAUUUCGAAUCGCAGCUAUUAUGGCGUUUAGAGAAGCGUUUCCUCGAGCUGAACCUGCAAUUUUGGAGCCAGUUAUGACUGUGGAAGUUCAGGUCCCUACUGAGUUUCAAGGAACGGUCAUGGGGGCCUUGAAUAGGCGGAGGGGAAUUAUUAUUAGCGCUGUGGAUUAUGGAGAACUUUCCGUUAUUCAGGCCGAGGUGCCUCUCUAUGAAAUGUUUGGAUAUGCGACAGAAUUGCGUUCUAUGACCCAGGGAAAGGGUGACUAUACUAUGGAGUAUAAAGAACAUCGAGAAACAACUCGACAAAUUCAACAAAUGUUAGUCGAAAAACAUCAAAAGGAACAAGCGGAACGAAAGUAGUUAGAUUUAUUCAAGUUUGCUA